Messenger RNA from Coccinella septempunctata (seven-spotted ladybird), 617 nucleotides. RefSeq lists its product as uncharacterized. Lineage: Eukaryota; Metazoa; Arthropoda; Insecta; Coleoptera; Coccinellidae. The coding region runs from base 117 to 503 and encodes 128 amino acids. The record is from RefSeq and is a predicted model, not a curated record. The transcript has 3 exons.
UUUAUGGAAGAAGCGGAAUGGCGCAUGACUCUGUUUAUCUGAUCUCUAAGAAUCAUUUUGAAUUUCCUUAGAGAACGCCUCGUGCAAGUGAUUUAAUUUAGAUUUUAAUUUUUAUUAUGGCCGAAAGAAAGUGUUUAAUAUGUGGGGCUUCUGAGUCAGAAGUCCAGAGAUUAUUUUGUUUUCCAUACAACCCUGCAAGGAAUGAGUUGUGGAUGCAAACUCUGGGUUUUAAAGCAUGUGCUGUAAGAAAGCAUCACAGAAUUUGCAACAACCAUUUCAGAAGGGAAGCUUUCACCGAUUCAAGUUUGCAGAAACUGAAUAGAAAUGCUAUUCCCAUGCCUUGGGUAAUCUCUUCUUCUGCAGCAAAUACAUUGGAAAGCAUGCCUUCCCUUAUUAAUGAGGAACAUGCUGGUACAUCAGGUAUAUCCACAUUCCCAGCGUCAGGUAUUUUAUUCAUUCCUAUAAAUAUCAAUUUAGUUCAUAUGGUUGCAUGUUAUCUUUGAUGCUAUAAUUAAAUGUGUAAAUCCCUAAUCAAAUACAAUUCUUAUUGUUUUUCAAUUAGUUCUAGCUGAUGAGGUAGAACCUAACACUGAUGAGGAACAUGCUGCUGUAUCAAG